Molecule: messenger RNA, 6424 nt
Organism: Toxorhynchites rutilus septentrionalis
Lineage: Eukaryota; Metazoa; Arthropoda; Insecta; Diptera; Culicidae
Gene: Acsf2
Product: medium-chain acyl-CoA ligase ACSF2, mitochondrial
Exons: 6
Coding region: 225-2036 (603 amino acids)
Biological process (GO): fatty acid metabolic process
Molecular function (GO): medium-chain fatty acid-CoA ligase activity
Source: RefSeq, a predicted model, not a curated record
AUAAACAGACACACAGUUUAAGUCGGUUACGCCGUAUGUUGGCGCUUUCAGUCAGUUAUCUUUCAACGCUCGUGUGUUUCGGUUCUACAGUCGGGUGAAAUUCAUAUCAUUCAUCAGUAUCGCGAUACUAUUGCUGCCCAGAGAACAUUUUGUGUCGUGAAAUCUGUGCAAGGGUAUAUGUCGGAUAGAUAGCAGCAGUUUUAAAUAUUACUAUUGCAAGCAAAAUGUUACGACUUUUUGCGUGGAAGCACUUCCCAGGCAGUACACUAAGGUCAUUCCACACAUCCAGAGCAAUCUUCUCUUCAAAUGCAGCCCAACCAUUGGCAUCGUUGGCGCAAGAGCAGAGACAAAGCUACAUCCAUCACAUCGGCAAGCAUCCUUUGGUGUACCGCAACGUCGGUCAGCACCUACGACUGGCGGCUGAAAAAUAUCCCAACAACGAAGCCAUCGUGUCCUGCCAUGAAAACAUACGGCUAACCUACUCGGAAGUGCUGGAAAAGGUAGACCGGCUAGCGGCGUCCUUCUAUCAGUUGGGAUUGCAGAAAGGUGAUCGAAUAGGAAUUUGGGCGCCCAAUGGAACGCAAUUCUACCUCUCCGCAUUGGCGGCGGCGCGUGCCGGGCUAAUCUCGGUCGGAAUCAACCCCGCCUUUCAAACGCCGGAAGCGGAAUACUCCCUCAACAAAGUCGGCAUCAAAGCAUUGAUAGCCGCGGAGAAACAUCGCACUCAAAACUACUACGAGAUGCUGACAAGGAUCAUUCCAGAACUACAAACCGACAGAACAGGCCAAUUAAGAAGCAAAAAGGUGCCUUCUUUGCAAACAGUGAUCUUCGACAAUGACAGCGGACCCAGUCUACCGGGAACAAUUUCCUUCAAAGAUCUAUAUAACCUCGCAACCGAACAGGACCUCUCGUUGAUAGAGUCCAUCCAGACUAAAAUAUCCCCAGACAGUGGAACCAACCUGCAGUUCACCUCCGGUACCACUGGGAAACCGAAAGCGGCGCUCAUGUCACACUACGGUUUCGUAAACAACGGCAUCCACAUUGCCAAGCGGAACGAGUUUGACCUUAAGCAGCACCGCAUCUGUCUGCAGGUACCCUUGUUCCAUGCAUACGCAAUGGUCAUUGGUGUGAUGGCGGCAAUUACCUACGGUACCACGCUGGUGCUUCCAGGAGCCGGCUAUAGGCCAUUCGAAUCGCUGGAAGCGAUAAUCAAAGAGAAAUGCACAGUGAUCUACGGCACCCCCACGAUGUACGUUGACUUGGUGAACCAAAUCCGACAAAGCAAAAUUCAGUUGCCAUCGGUGGAUCUGGCCGUUACGGGAGGAGCCACAUGUUCACCGAAGCUCUUCAUGGACAUCCAGGAAGCUCUGGGAGUACGUCAAGUGAAGACCGUCUUCGGGAUGACCGAAGCCUCGGCAGUGUUGUUCCAAUCGUUGCACGACGAUAGCAAAGAGAACGUGUUGGGAACGGUUGGACACCUUACCGAUCAUUACGAAGCAAAGGUGGUCGAUGGGGAUGGAAAUGUAGUCCCUUUUGGGGCACCAGGAGAACUGUGGGUUAGAGGUUACGGAACAAUGUUGGGCUAUUGGGAGGACGAAAUUCGCACGAAAGAGACAAUCGACGUGGACAAGUGGUUGAAGACCGGUGAUCAGUUUGUGCUGAGGGAAGAUGGUUACGGGCAGAUUGUUGGCCGCCUCAAGGAAGUUAUCAUCCGGGGUGGAGAGAAUAUAUUUCCAAAGGAGAUUGAAGAUUUUCUGAAUACACAUCCUGCAAUUCUCGAAACGCACUGUGUAGCUGUUCUCGAUGAGAGGAUGGGAGAGGAGGUGUGCGCUUUCGUGCGGCUUAAAGAUCCUGCCCACACCGUAGACAUGCAAGGGAUAGGUGAGUUCUGUCGCGGAAAAAUAGCUCACUUUAAGAUACCGAAAUAUUUGAGAGUAUUGGAAGAGUUUCCAAAGACUACCUCGGGAAAGGUUCAAAAAUUUAGGCUUCAGGAAAUGUUUAAAAAUGAAUCCAAAGAAAAAUUAUUUUAUUUUUAAAAAAUAUUAUAAAACCGUAAUUUUUAUUGUAUAACUUAUAUCUGAUAUCCCGCGUGCAAUAGUUAGCGCUGACAAAUUUGCUGGAAGCAAUUGCCUUACAUAUCCUGUUACAAAAAUGUGAGCAAUGCGUAAAAGUUUGAAGAAUGUAUGGCGAAGAGUAAAGUAAUGAUAUAAAUGAAGAUUUGAGAACUCAAAUAGAAGCGAUACACAACUAAAUUUCAACCCGCCACAAUGACUUCAAAGCAAGUGUUUUAUUCAAUCGACGUUUGGUGGAAAUGCUCGAGCAUACAUAAAACUCUAAACACAGCAAAAUGUUGCAUCAACUGAUUUUGCAACAGAUGAGAAUAAUUAUAAUAAAUGUUCAGUUAAUCUAAUGAUGCUGGGUAGAUACAUAUUUAUGACACAAUCAAGAAAAUCAACUGUGUUUGAAAAACCCACCGCUUGAGGGCAGCAAAUACAUUUUCAAACAGUGUGACAGCAUGAAACAUUUCACCGUGUAGCCAAUACACAAACUCCAUGCUGUAUAUUGCAUCCCGGUUCAGGAAUGCCAAAUGUUUCUAUCGUUCAGAUAUAGGGUAGUUGUACCAAUUAUGGAGGAAAUAUGUCACUAACUUACAGAAACUUGCGAAUAAAUACUCUAUUUUAUUUCAAAAGUAUACGAAAGUAUGAAUUUUCUAGCAGUUUGUACUCUGUUUUUGAAAAUUCUCACCUUAAUUUCACCUCUCUAAGGGGGGUCUCCCAACGAUCCUUACAACCAAAGACAACAAGACCUGAAAAUUUACUUACAGUUAUUUUCUCAGGGUUAGUAAUCAUCAUAAUAAUUGUCAUACGAACCCAAAGAAUGCUUUUGGUCCUCAAGUCCUGACCUUUCACCAGAGAAACAAGAUUGUUACGCCGAUUGAAUCGGUUCAGGGCCUCAUUUCGGAUGACUUCAAACUACCACAGCCAGUAGACACUUCGAAUUGUUUCAUAAUUUUUUAUUGUAUCUGUCUGUUCACUGCUUGUAUGUCACAUAUGCUGCUGCUGUUGCAUUUAAUAUCCUCAUAUAGAACUGCGGACAAACUGCUACUACUUUUCGUGUGUGGGGGUGUGAAUUCUUCCUUGGUUUCCGUUAUUCAAACUGUGUCAAUAUCAUACAUCAGAGCUAAGAAUAUUUUAUGUAAAUAAACAAUCGCUUUCCUCGCCAAAAACAUAUUAAAUAUCACGCUAGUAUCAGAACUGUUUUCUACUCAUCGACUGCUUGUGGGACUGCCUUCCAAUUUAACAGCGAUCUCCUGUCCGUACAUCUGAGUAGAAGCCUUCACAUGAGUGUCGUAACACUUUUGAUCAAGUCAAAGAAAGGAUAACAAUAAUCAAGAAUGCUGCUCGCAUAGUUCCAAUGGAUGGGAAAAAAAUCUACAACUUAUUUCGAGAAUUCUCUUUGCUCGAUUUGUUCCGGUCACAGUUUAUACCCGAAUAUCCGUCCUCCUGACAAUUUUUUGUUGUUGUUGGUACGCCUUAAAUCUCAGCCCUUAUUUUCGUAUGAGCACCAAUUUCGAAACUGAGGCAUUCAACAAGGUAGUGAUAAAAAAGAAGGCUGCUAUAUGAGAUAACGGUUUCUCCUCCUCCAUUCAAUCAAUCGUCUUGUGUUGCUUUAUAAAUACCAUCGUGUGUUUAUACACAAAUAGUUAAAUUGUUGGUUGUUUUGAUUCUGCUUAUAGGUUCAGACAUUUUUUACAAUCUUGCUUAAAGUUCUCUUAAAGGUCUAGUAACAAUUAAAUAUUUCUUUCAAAAGGGCAAAUAUUUACUUCCACUCGACGCGUAUAAUCCUAGGUCCGAAAGCCGACUACACGGCGCGUUCCGAAACCAUCCAGAAUAAUUGCUGUGGGAACCUUAUCCUGCUAGUAAUGCUCGAUUUAUUAUCUUCUCAUAUCGCUAAUAAUUACAGGGAACAGAAAUUAUAACGCUUCAUGUAUUCGCCGACUGACUAAUCUUCUUCUUCUUCUUCUUCUUCUUUUAUCUAAUCACUAAUUUGGACAACGCAAAUUUGUGCUCUCGCUAGACAGAUAGAUACUCAUUAAAAGAACAAAUUGAAAAAAAACAGAUCUCGAACCUUCCUCUCUUCCACUCGUCGCAUCCAAAACUAAUAUAUCAUUCACUGUCUCCGCAAACCAUUCCUACCAAAUUCGAUAUAAAUACAAAAAUUAUACAUAUAACAACUGAUUCACUUGACUUAUAAUAAAAAAAACAAAACCUAUCAUUAAAAUAAGGGUUCUGGCAGAUUGAAGGGCCUACUCUCGUUUUUUUUCUACUCCUGUUUCGCCAAAGUCAAAAUUAAUCGAACGCGCUCCACGCUCGUUCUGUAGAAUUAGUAAGCCGCCACUGGCGGCAGGAUCCCACAGGGAAACACACACACAUCACUUAGUUUCGCGCUUAGUGUUCACAUAUUUUUUUAGCUGAUCCUAAUACGAACUUUGCCAACAACUUUUCUUGCGAUUCGUUUUAAAAGCUAUCGUCGUCUUGUCAUACGACAGACUCGGACGGAUCUCCGUCUUCGGACCAGCUAACUUCCAUGGGCGUUUCGUUGCCCUUGCCGGAAAGGCCCCCAUUCAGACUAGCGACUAUCUUUUGCAUCAGUGCAUCUCCCAGGGAGAUAUUCGACGAACGUCGGCGUCCAUCGUCCAUCGUGGAGCAGUGCGACUGCAGCUCACCGUCUUCCUCCAGCACAACCAGAGCCUCUCGACCGUCGGCACCACUCCGAGACGAGUGGGACGAUGAAGAUCCACUGGUGGUGCUGGUUGAGCUGCUGGCGCCACUGCUGCUGCUCCUUCCGGAGGACAAAUCAUCCGACAGGCAGGACGAGGACGAUGCCUCGUCAUCCGAGUUCGAUCCGGACACCAGCGCUUCACCGGCCGCUUCCUUUGGUAUUGAGCUGUUCUUCCCGGCAAGAUUCUUGUGUGCAAAUUCACGCCGCUUUUUGAGCGCUGGCACGUCAUUCCCUGCCCCGGUCAGUGCUUUUGUAUCACAUGUUAUUAGUCCUCUGUUCUCUUUACUCUUUUUAAAAUUUGGGGUUUUAUCCCUAUGAAAAAAUUCAACCGCCGAUCGUUCGGACGCUUGGUCCGACGGACCAGCACUAAACGAACCGGCUCGACUUCGGCUGUACGGACUGUCUCCGCCCAUAUCACUGAUGGAUUCGGUUUCCUCUAGAAAAAAAUCCUUCGUUUCUCGCUGGCUGGCGAAUGUUUUAUUCCCGCCGCCACCACUUUCCAUGCGCUCGUUCAGAAACCUUCUGUGAGCAUACGGAGAGCUGCUGUAAAGCGGAGGUUCCUUCCACGAAAGUGGCAUUUCUGCCAUUCGGAUUGGUUUGGAUACCGCCGAUGAUGAUGCUCCCGAAUUGGAGCGUGCAAUCUUCUUUGGUGGGUCGGUUGACUUCACGUUAACCGAGUUGGACCUCAAGCGCGGAGUGCCAGGCGAGGCGGUCUUCGCUGAAGAGGUAUCGUGCUGUUUUUGGAUCGAGCUGGCAGAGCUUGACUGCUGAAUGCCGCUGGUGCCGUUGAAUGAAUUACUAUGGACACUCCCCUUGUGACGCUUCAUGUCCUGGUUUGCACCGGAGAAGCUUGAGCGAAAAGAACCGGCCCGGCGCACCAUGCGCGAGGCAGUGAUCUCCGGUGGUUCGUCGUCCAUCUCCAGCACCCACGACACAGAAUCGCUCUUCUCAACCACUCCCUUGAUAACCGGAGAAGUCGGUGGCGAGAGGUCAUCCAUAUCGAACACUCGCUCCGAACAGCUCGACCGGCUAUGGUUGAGCGUGUUGUUGUGGUGAUAGGCUGUAUUCACGGUCUGCUCCAAACUGGUACGGGUCGUGUUAAGGAUGCUCGAAUUCUCGUGGUAGCUCUUCGAUAACUCGGCAUAGACGUGGGAGAAUUUCUCCGAGUUCUGCUUCAACUUCCACUGCAGUUCCUCGUUGUGCUGCGAAAGCCGGCUCUUCACCUUGGUCUCCUGCUUGAGGUUAUCCUGUAGCAGUUUCAUCUUGUGUUGUAGCUCUCUGUAAAAGGAAGAAUAAUGGGAUUAGCGAAACUCGUCGAUGAACGAUUGCUCUAGGAAUAAUGAUAAUGAUGGUCACGGCACCUUCCCCUACAGUGGUUUGAGCAAGACGAGUUAUCUGGAAGAUAUUUUUUUCUUUUAAAUCAGUUCACCGUAAGUUUUUGCUUUGAAAUCAGUUUAACAAAAAAACGAACUGAUUUUACUAACAGAUAAAAUUUUUAAAAAAUAGGAUUGGGUUAUAUCUGUGAUAUUAUAACCGCAAGGUGGACGUAGGACUACCAUUGGCUUAGCAAACAAAAAGUAACAAGCAUCGUUUUGUUCGAUAUAUCACAUAACAUUAUUCUAAUUCACAUAAUGCAUAUAAU